AUGGGUUCUUGCGCUCCAAGUCGAGGACCGUUUCAGGGAAAGGUUGCCAUCGUCACAGGAGGAUCGAGAGGCAUUGGGGCGGCUGUUGUGAGAAGUCUGGCAGCCCGAGGCGCGGACGUCUGUUUCAACUAUACAUCAGAGUCGUCCAUCACCAAGAGCGAGACCUUGGUGGCAGACAUACAGGCAGAGUACGGCACGAGGGUUGUCUGCGUUCGAGCCGACCUUGGACAACCAGACGCCGGGGACAAAAUCGUCGAAGCCGCCAGAAGGUCUCUCACCCCGCCAGAGGGCGGUCGGUUCCAAAUCGACAUUGUCGUCAACAACGCGGGAGUCUGUCCGGCGGAUCUCCUGCCGGAUAUCACCAUAAAGAGCUUCCAUGAUUCCUAUGCCAUCAAUGUACUGGGACCCAUCCUCGUCAUGCAGGCAGCUCUACCGUACCUCCCCCAUGACCGAUCCGGGCGCGUCAUCAACAUCUCUUCCAUCUCGGCCACCAUCGGCACACUCGGACACACCGUCUACGGAGGCACGAAAGCCGCACUCGACGCCAUGACGAGAACGUGGUCGCGCGAACUGGCCGAGCGAGCGACCGUCAACGCCCUCAACGUGGGCCCCGUGCUGACCGACAUGCAACCCGUCCCGUACGUGGCGGAAAAGGUGGCCCUCAUGAACACGAUGACACCGUUGGGGCCGAUCCGCGACACGGACACUGACGAGAUGAAGGCCGUUGCAAAGUCGUUCAAUGGUCGCGUCGCCUAUGAUUACGAGAUUGGGGACGCUGUGGCCCUGCACUGUAUGCCUGAGGCGCGAUGGACGACGGGCAUGAUCAUCGGCGUGAACGGUGGGUUUGACUUUAUCCGAAGUGCCACAAAGCGUAAGGAUUUGGGCCUUCUGGUGUCCAGGUUGAAUGGCUUGGAGGCUCUUGUCGCCGAGCAGCGUGCUCUCAUGAUCAACUACGAUGUCCCCGGUCACUCUGCGUCGACCGACCCAUUGCAGCCUUUUCUCCCCUCGACGACCGGAAUACUACAGGAUCCUGAAGGGGACCAGGAUCAACCUCAGCAUGUACCUCAGAACCAGAGUGAAGAUGGACUCCCAAAUGAUACAAUUGCUCAACUGGAUCAGAUCGGCUUUGCCGUCAGCAGGCCGUCCGAGGCCAGUCCGGACUGGGCAUACUUGAAUUUUGCUGCAGACGACUACUCCUUCGAGACCGACCAGAUGGACUUUCCCGCCCCGAGUAUAUCCACCGACGAAGAGUCCUCGCCGUCCACGAUGAUUGUGGCCCCGUCCCCGGAAGAUGUGUCUUCUGAAGAGGGCGAGGACCCAGACUCUGCGCUGACCCAGGAGCUCUCAACUCGAAUGGGCCGACUUCAAAUGGCCGAGGACGGCAAUCUGCGCUACUACGGUGCGACGAGCAACAUGCAUCUAUUGCGGAACGGACUGCAGUCGCUCUUCAAGCCCUUUACCCAGUCGGUCCGAGCUAACGGGCAGGACGCCCUCGUACGAGCUGGUCUCGCUUGGGCCUGCCAUCCAGCCUACGAGCAGCACUUGACCGACGUUUUCUUCACCUGGCACGCUCCGUUGUUGAAUGAGGUAGACCAGGAAGUAUACUUGAGGGAAAAGCAGCGUUAUGAGGCGGGCAUCAACACGCCGUUCUUUUCUCCAACACUUCAGGACGCCAUAUACUGCGUUGCCACCACAUAUGCGACGUGGACACCUCCGACCAUCAAAGGCGACCCAGCGCAGUUCUUCGCCCGUCGAACCAAAGUGUUGCUCGACAUCGAGAUGGACUGUCCAGCCAUGGCGACCGUCCAAGCCAUCCUAGUCAUCUCAUCAUACGAGGCUUCCAGUGGUCGAGAUUCACGUGGGUGGAUGUACUCGGGCCAGGCAGUUCAGAUGGUCACCGAUCUUGGUCUACAUUUGAAUCUCGAGAUGGAGACGGACGACGACGAGGCCAAGGACGAGCUUGUGAGGCUGCGGCGCGCCAUUUUCUGGAGCGUCUAUUCCGUCGACACGCUUUGGAGCUCCUACAUUGGACGACCUAGUUUGAUGCACAAGCUCGAAAGCAACGUGCCACUUCCAGAGAUCAAACUGAAUCAAAUGCACGGGUUGGGUUGCUUCUCCGCAAACCAGAAUGCCGCCAUUACCUAUGUUCCUCGAUACAUGGCCGAAUUGACCAUGAAAAUCGGCAAAAUCACAGAUACAUUAUAUACCGGGAAACGGAUCUGCGCUGAAGAGGCUCGUGUUUUCGUCGAUUCCAUGUCCCAGGAGUUGGUGGAGUGGAAGCAAUGCCUCCCACAGCUCCUACAAGUUGACACCAGCUCGAUCAUGAUUGCAGGGUCUACGAGUGACGAAUAUGCGCCCGCGGCGGUGUUGCAACUCUUAAUGUUGUAUUAUCAAGCCGUCAUUCUCCUCCACCGACCAUUUCUCGGCGAGUCGCGGGGGUUUAAUGCAGAUGGCAUGUCCCCUCCGUCAUCGUCCUCGACCGACAUCAGCGGCACAUUGCCAGGAAAUGCUCCCUUCGCUCGACGACUGUCCCAGUCCCUGCCCCUGCCAGUUGGUCAUCGGUCGUCGCACGCCUUCAACUGCACCACGUCGGCGACGCAGAUUUGCAAACUGACCAUCCUGUUCCGGCAGCUCUUCACGCUCCGCCACGCCCACGCCGAGACGACGCACAUCCUCGUCACCGCGGGCCUGAUCCACGCGUACAACUGCUGCAUCUUCUCAGGCUCAAAAUGCCAGGAGGCGCAGAAGCUGCUGCUGAUCUGCAUCCAGGCACUGUCCGACAUGGGCCAGAUGUUUGUCAGCGCGAAUCGGGGGCUGGAGGUCCUGUUGUCGCUCAAGCGGAAAUGGCAGAACAAGGACUCGGUCUCCAGGGUGCGCAAGUGA
Molecule: messenger RNA, 2883 nt
Organism: Fonsecaea nubica
Lineage: Eukaryota; Fungi; Ascomycota; Eurotiomycetes; Chaetothyriales; Herpotrichiellaceae
Exons: 9
Coding region: 1-2883 (960 amino acids)
Biological process (GO): DNA-templated transcription
Molecular function (GO): zinc ion binding; DNA binding; oxidoreductase activity
Source: RefSeq, a predicted model, not a curated record